This is a messenger RNA of Dimorphilus gyrociliatus, 226 nucleotides long. The record is from the annotation of a GenBank genome assembly. Lineage: Eukaryota; Metazoa; Annelida; Polychaeta; Dinophilidae.
AAUGUAUAUAGAAGAUAUUAUCUAUUCAUUCAACUUUUGUAAAUAUAAUCCAAUUGGAAUUCACGAUGAACACAAAUUUCCUAAUUCGUCAUUCAGUGCUCACGGUACUUACUCUUCACACAAGCCUGAAUAUGCAAGAAUUGAGGAAACAACUGGAAUAAAUUGGCACACUUUGGAUUAUACUAAUGGUUGGGUUAUGGUCAGCGCUAUGAUAUUUAUGGACUAG